Molecule: messenger RNA, 1662 nt
Organism: Fukomys damarensis (Damara mole-rat)
Lineage: Eukaryota; Metazoa; Chordata; Mammalia; Rodentia; Bathyergidae
Gene: Ppp1r18
Product: protein phosphatase 1 regulatory subunit 18
Exons: 4
Molecular function (GO): phosphatase binding
Source: RefSeq, a predicted model, not a curated record
CCGGGGCCUGGGAACGCAGAGCCCGGGCCCGCGGACCCCGAGGAGCCGGCCGUGCUUCUGGAGGCCAUCGGGCCGGUGCACCAGAACCGAUUCAUCCGGCAGGAGCGGCAGCGCCAGCAGCAGCGGAAUGAGGAGCUCCUCGCCGAGAGGAAACCCGGGCCGGCAGAGGCCCGAGAACGGAGACCCAGCCCUGGGGAGGCCCGGGGCCAGAGCCCCAAGGGAAGGGAGGCCGGAGAAGACCGGCUGAGCCCCAGGGAGGCCAGAGGAAGGAGGCUGGGGACCGGGCCGGCCCAGGAGCACAGCCCCAAGCCUGUGGAGGCCAGAGACUGGAGGCAGAGCCGGGGCGAGGAAGGAGACCGGAGCACCAGGCUGCCAGAGCCAUGGAGGUGGAGGCUGAGCCCAGAGGACACCAAGGAGCGGAGCCCCAGCCUAGUGGAUCCCGGAGAGCAGAGUCCCCCGGGGAGAGAGGCGGUGGACAGCAGCCUGGGCCCGGGCGGGUCUGCACUAGCAGAGGCUCGCGAGUGGAGGCUUGAGCCCAGAGAGCCUCCAGAGCAGCGUUCAGUACCAGUGGAGGCAGCAGAGUGGAGGCUGAGCUCAGAAGAGAGAGAAGGCUGUGUGGAGGAACAUGGGAGGGAAGAACACAGCCCGGCCCCAUUGGUGGCUCCGGAGGAGAUUGCAGGGCCCCCAGAAGCUCCAAGUGGGGAACCCCAGGACAUCUCCAGAGGUGUGGAGAUGGUGGAGCAGAGGCCUGGCCCAGUGGAGGCGGGCGAGCGGGGCCUGAGGUCCACCGAAGGCUGGAAGUGGACGCUGAACUCUGGCAAGGCUCGAGAAUGGACAGCCAGGGACACAGAGACUCCGAAUUUGAAACCAGACCCUCCGGGGUGCCCUGAACAUCGACUGGAGCCUCGUGCUGCGGACUCUGGGGAAGGAGAGGCCGAGACUGCAGGGGCUGGGAGCAGGCCUCUGGGAGCCCCCGGGGAGCAGGACCGCGGCUCUGUGCCCUCCCCCCUGCCAUCACCACACACCUUCACGGUCAACCCCCGCCGCUCUGCGCCCCCUGCAAGCCCCGCCACUCCGGCCACCCCGGCCCCAGGCAACACUGCAGUGCUGGGGCCUGGGAAGAAGCGCACCUUCACGGUCAACCCCCGCCGCUCUGCGCCCCCUGCAAGCCCCGCCACUCCGGCCACCCCGGCCCCAGGCAACACUGCAGUGCUGGGGCCUGGGAAGAAGCGGUACCCCACUGCUGAGGAGAUCUUGGUUCUGGGGGGCUACCUCCGUCUCAGCCGCAGCUGCCUUGUCAAGGGGUCCCCUGAGAGACACCAUAAACAGCUCAGGAUCUCCUUCAGCGAGACGGCCCUGGAGACCACGUACCAGUACCCUUCGGAAAGCUCGGUGCUGGAGGAGCUGGGCCCAGAGCCCGAGGCCCCCAGGCCCCCCGCGGCACAGCCGGACGACGAGGAGGACGAGGAGGAGCUGCUGCUGCUGCAUCAGGGCUCCCUGAGCGCCCCGGGCUCCGAGGGACCGUCUGAGGUCCGCCUCCCUCAGACGGGAGUCUCCACAGCCUGCAGGUGGAGAGCAGUGCGCGAGACUGCUGCUCGGCCCAGGCUGACACCAGCUUGCCAACCUCCUGCCUCAGCCUCCGGGCUGCUGGGACUGCAGUAG